ACAGAAGACGAUCGCGUCAGCGUAUCUUGCGGUCUCCUUAGCGCGGUCUUUCAUCGGUUACCUCAUUGGCCGAACUGAUUAGGCACGUACAAACUCGCUAGCUCUUUUCCUGGUAGCUCAGUUCCUUCGUGUUCCUUUGAACUGUGAGUGUAAACCGCUGUACUCGAGAAUAAGGAUUGUUACGCUUGCUCUGUGAUUUCUGAGCUUGAGUGGAGAGAAAUUUGUUUAUCCAAAAGAGAAUUAUCAGUGACAAAUUAUUUUAGCCGGGCGGGUAAUGGCUGAAUACAAGGAGCCGGCUACUUAUAUGUUUAACAACUUCGAGUUGAAGAGAUGGCUUCACGGAGACGAAAAUCGUCGUCGUAUGCUGCUGGUCAAGCUAAAGAAUGAUUUACGGAAUCUGGGAUUAUCGAAGCGGGCGACACGAGCAGGACUCGUACAGCUUGCAAUGAAGCCAUGCGUGAUUCUAAAACGACUGUCGGUUUCCUGUUACAGAAAGAAGUUACUGCAAUCAUCGCAUAGUAAUUUCAUUCCGAUCCACAAGGAAACCAAUCACCGAGACGAUGCCGAAAACAGACUAGAAGACAACUCGUACAAUAUUGUUCAACACACAUUCGACGCACAAAUUCCAAAUACUGUUAUUGGUAUAACAUUGAUUAAUGCGGUAAACGAUAAUAAAACGUGUCAAAAUAAGAUUCAAGAGUGUGAUUUGUUCAGAAAAGAAUCGUCAGAUGACACUAAACAAGAUUUUAAUCAAAAAGUAGCAACAAAUAUUUCUCAUAUUGAUAUUACAUCAACAAAUUAUAGAGAUAUUUUUCCAAAAAAAUCUGCUAUUGAAGCGUCACCUAGCUUUUCCUCGUCGGAAGAUGAAUCGUUAAACAAACAUAUACAAAAUAUUGUUCAUGAAUUUAUAAACAAAUCAUUAGAUACAAUUGUGCCAUUUCAAUUGAAGGAACAUUCAGAUUCUAAAAGUAGUAUCGCUCCUUUGAAAGAUGUUUUUAGAGGAGAACAUAGGGAAAAGAAAGACUGUGAAAUAAGGCAAGAAUUUUUCCCAGUAAAAAGCAAACUAUUAGAUAUAUCACAAGAAGAUUCCUAUAAAUCUAAAACUGAUAAUAUCCUUGAAAAUAAUAUUAGCUCAAGCAACGCAAUAAUUUCAGAAUCGAAAACAUAUGCAAAAAUAAAAGUAAUUAAUUUCGUAGGUAAGAUUCAAAAUGUGUCUGCUUCAGAAAAAUCAGAAAAGUCAAUUGAACAUAUCGAUACAUUAUUAUGUCAAACGCCCAUAAAGGAAGAUAUUAAUGAAACAAAAGUAUAUUUAGAAUCUAAAAAUUCGCAAACAGAGAGUCAGCCUAAUGAAACAGAUUCUAAAACAGUAAUUAAAAGAAAGAUACGUUCCGAAAGUUUAGAUCGAAAUAUAUCGUUGAUAAAGAAACCAAAGAAGAAUGAAGUGAAUAUGUCACCAAAGAAAGUAGUAGCAGAUAGUACUAUCGGAACAUCUCACUACGAAAUGCUAUCCGACAAUGAAUUAGUUCACACAGGAAAUGAAAAAAAUGAGGAGAGCACGAAAUGUAUGAUAAGAGAAAGAGGAAGUUCUAAAUUCCUGAAGCGAAUAAGUGAACGACAUAGGAAAAAAGAUAAUAUGAAGAUUAUAAAGAUACGAGCAAAAUUUCAUGAAUGUUUUCGAGGCAAUUUCGAUACCGACACAAGUGAAAGUGAAGAGGAACGCGAAAUUCUGUUGAAUUUAAAGAAAAAUAAACAACAGUUCGAUGAUCCAUUACAUAAUAGUAUAACAGAAGAAAAGGUAGAAUAUAUUUUUGAAAGAAAUAAGUUAACGCAUGAUUUAUCGGUUAAUAAUUGGCAAAAAAAUAUAGAGAGCACAAUACCAGAUAAAAUAAGAUCCGAGAACUUAUACGAUUCCACUGUAUCCGACAAAGAAUACGAUACUGUAAUAAAAAACCAGAUAGAAGAUAGUGCAUCGUUAGAUAAAUAUACUAUGUUAACUAACAAUUCGCAGGAAAGUACAGAGAACAUAAACUCAGAUAAUUUAUGCGAUUCUAGCACAUACGCCGAAAAGUUUGAUGCAAGCGAUGCUACAACAGAUAAAGAAAUGGUAUCGAUAUGUAAAUGUAUAAGCACUUCUGUUAAUGCUUCACAGAAAGAUAUAGAUAACAUAUACUCUGAUGUUUCAUGUGAUUCCGAUGCAUGCACCGAAAAAUAUUCUCCGUCCAAUGUUAUAAUAGACGAGGAGAUAAAAGAAGAAGCAUUGGUUUGUAAACAUGGCAUGUCAGAUAAUAAUUUUCAGGAAAAAUUUAAGAAUUCAAACAAUCCCUCUACAUACAAAAAAAAGUAUGCUAUGAAAGAAAAGAACAUACAAGAUGGAGCAACAGUAUGUAAUUAUGAUGUGUCAAUUAAUAAUUCGCAAGAAGAUAUGGAUGUAUCGGCCGAAGUAAGAUCUGAUAACUCAAGCGAUUCUUCUAAUUGCACCGAGAAGUAUUGUGCUACAAAUGUUAUUGUAACAAGAAAGGAAAUAAAAAAUAAAGCAUUGAUAUGUACAAAUGAUACGUUAAUUAAUAAUUCACAGGAAAAUAUAGAGAAUGCAAUACUAGCUGAAGCAAAGUCUGAUAAUUUAGGGAAUUCCAUUGGAAGAAUCAAAAAAUGUGAUAUUACAAUAAAAAAGAAGAGGAUAAAUCAUGACGAAUCAAUUAAUGAUGAAUCGAUAUGCAUAUUACCUGAUAAUUCACAGAAAAAUAUAGAGAGCGCAAUACCGCUUGAAGUGAUGGCCGAUAAUUCAUGCAAUUCCACUGUAAAUACCGGAAAAUACAUUAAACAUAAUACUAUAACAGAUGAAAAGAAAGAUGGAGCAUCAUCAAUAUAUAAACACAGCACUUCUAAUAAUUCGUGCAUUUCCAUUCCAAAUAUCGAAAAAUAUUCCACCCACAAUAUUGUAACGGACGAAAAGUCAGAAGAAGAAGCAUCAACAUAUAAAUGUGAUACACCUGUUAAUAAUUCGCAGGAAAAUAUAGAGAGUAUAAUACCAAUUGAAGUACAAUUCGAUAACUCAUGCGAUUCUGAGUGCGAAAUUCAUUCCACUGUGAAUGUCGAAAAGUAUGACUCUAUGCACGAUACUGCAAAAGAUAAAGUAAAAAAUAGAACAUCAAUAUGUAAGCGUAACAUAUCAGCUAAUAAGUCAAAAAAUAUAGGAAAUGUAGUCUCGGCAGAAAAAGAGGGCAUACAAAAUUCUUCGUCAACUGACACGGAAAAUAAUAGUAAAUGUGAUAUUAGCGCGAAACAUAAUAUACCGUCCAUGAUUGAAAUAAAUGUAGAUGAAAAUAUGAGUAUAGAAAAUAUAUAUUUAAAUAAAAAUAUAAAGAAGAAAGCAGAUACCAGUUACAAGGAAGCGGAAGAGGUAAGUGUACAAAAUCUGCAAAAAAAUCAAGAAAUGCGCAAUGUCGAAAGUAUUGAUUUAGCGCAACACAAAAAUAUGCAAAAAAAUGCACCGUCAAAUUUGGAAUUGCUAAUCAUAUCUACAUUCGAAUCAACAUCGUGCAAUGUUGGUAAAAAAGAUAGCCGUGACAUGUUAGAAAAAAAUGUCGAAAAUUUAUUAUUAUCAAGUAACGAUAACAUGGGAAAAGACGAAAAAACAAUUGAUCAGCUUUCAAUGAUAACAUCAAAAUUAAAAAAAAAUUCUUCGGAAGAAAAAAGUAACGAUUCUUUUUCCAUAUUACCGUCAAAUUCAUCUAGCAAAUCAAAUUAUAGUGAUAAUUGCUCGUUAGACAUUCACUUAACAGAUGAUGAUAACAGUAGUGAUAUUGAAGUAGAAAUAAAAAUAAAACCCAAAUUGAAAUCUCGAGUAUCACGGAAAUUUUCAUUAAAAGCACCUUGGUCUGCAGUAAAUACAUGUAUCAAAAACUUACACACACUUAAGGAUAAUCCGAGCUUUCUUAAUGAACUUUUGCAGAUGGAUCAUAGAACAUCUGAAAAGUUUAAUCGCAAGGUCACAAAUACAAAAGAAAAGAAAGACGAUACGUCAUUAGAUAAUGUUACUGCCGAGACUGACGAAAUCAUAUAUAAUUCUAGUCCUACUAUUAAAGAUGAUGAAAAUCAUUCUCAACAACGAAAUUCUCAAAGUCCAAUUUUAAACGAAGAUAAAAAUAUGAUAGCCCAUGAUGAUAAAAAAGAUAAAGAUAAAUGCACUCAAUCUCCCUUACAAACGGUUCCAAUAACAACUGAAAAUAAUCUUAACUCAACUAGACUUGUGUGUGAUAUAUCCGAUUUGGGAAAGCAGUCACAAAAAAUUAUCGCAAACGAUAAACAGAAAAACAACGAAGAACAAAAUUUUCAAGAUAAAACAAUUUUAGAGGGAAUUAAAAAUGUGGUGGAGCAUAAGAAAAGAGUUGAAGAAGUUGAAAUAUUGUCUACCGAGAGAAAGAAAUCGCAGAUAACGACUAAAAAUAAUCUUGAAUCAAUUAAAGCUGCAUACGACACGUCUGAUGUAACAGAACAGUUACCACAAACUUCCUCGGAUAUGACACAUAAGAAAGUACGAGUCCGUUCUAUUGCGGAACUUAGUUAUCAGUGUAUCGAGAAAUCUGUGAAUCUAACUGCAUCGAUUCCAAGGAGUGUAUGCUCAACAGCAUUCUGUCAGUCAGUAUCUCAAUCGACAACUGUUCAUUCAAUAUCUUCUCAAUUAGCACCUCAAUCAACAUCCUUUCAAUCAGCACCUCAAUCAACAUCCUUUCAAUCAGCACCUUCUCAAUCGAUAGCUUUUCAACCAAUACUUCCUCAAUCAACAUGUCCUCAAUUAGGACGUCCUUUAUUGGUACCUCCUCGAUUUACAUUUCCUCAAUCAACAUCUCAAUCAGCAUCCAAACGACUGUCGCCGCCAUCAUAUAACACUACUCUUAAACAUACAUACCUCUCACCUAAUACAAGUUCCGCGGUUGCACCGGUUGAAGUUAAUAUUCCAAAUAAUAACAACACUCUCAGAAAUUUAAUACAGAUUACAAUCAAAAAUAUCUGCACUAAUGUUGGAUAUUGUCGCAAUCUUGAUCAAUAUAAUCAUGUAAGAAUAAAUUUUCCUGAAGAUUACGUACAAAGAUUAUCUAUAACUAUGCAACAAAUAAGUCAAGACUUAGAAAACUUGAAAACGUGGCUGUAUAUGAAGGAUAUUGACAGCACGCUGAUUUACGUUAAUUUUUAUAUGCCAAAAAAUUACCCAGUGACAGUUCCGGAAUUGAAAAAAUAUGUGCAAAUUUGUUAUGAUUACUUACACAUCUCGCAGCAAAAUUAUGCAAACUCAUCACAAUAUCCGAAACAGAUACCGAUUAACAGAUUACUUUCAAAUGCAUCAAUGUCGAAUGUUAACGCGCAACAAUUGUCGAGAAAUAUUUUAUUUCCAGAUGCAAGAAUGUUAAAUCGUGAUACAUUCAUGCAAUCUUCAACAAUGCCGUGCCCGGCACCAACUAUCUCAAACAUUAACCAACAGCAAUUGGUCAGAAAUUCAGCUAAUUCUACACAAGUACCACACUCGAGACAAUCUAGGUCAAAUAUUCAUCAAUCAUAUAUGUCUUAUGUACCAUUUACAGCACAGUCACGUAUACCGAACGCUAAUCAACAACAAUCUUUAGAAAAUGCGAGUUAUCCGAUACAAGGCCGAUAUAUGCCAGCAAAUAUAUUGAAUGUUGGCGUUCAACAGGAUUUUCUAAUUAUGAAUAACAUUUCAUCAUCGAAUGUUAAUAUGCGCUCGCGUGAACCAGUAAAUCAAGGAAAUGCAAACGUGUCUCCUACAACUAACAUGAGACAACAAUUACACACCUUGCAGCAAAAUACAAUUAGCAAUACUGCAACCGCAUCUACUGCUAAUAACGUGCAACAACAGAAACCAAUGUAUCUUCAAACAUCGCAAAUAAACUUAAGAACAGCAGUUCAUCCAUCGCCUAUGACAAAUCAAAAUAAUUCUCUUGGAAUACGUCAGACUGUAUCAGGCUGUGACAAUGUUAACUUAUCUGGAUCUUUCACGAUAAAUCCUGAUACCUCAAGAACCAACGCUGCAAUGGAAAAUGCUAGACAUGGGAGCACCAAUGUGAAUCAGCAGCAAGCAAACUGCAGUCCACAAGUAUCUCAACUAUUUUCAGGAAAAACGCAACAUUUGCCGCAAUACAAUUCAAACCAAACUUAUCUUAUUGUAUCUCAAUCUGCACAGUCCAACAUACAAACACAUCCCGUUCAGAAUACUUUGCCAAAUCAAAACGUGUGGCAGAUACAACAGCAAUUGGCGGUAAAUCAAGUGAAUACAAAUAUGCCUCCUACAACCAACAGGAAACAGUCAUACAUCGUAAGAAAUGUAGUUAGUAAUACUACAACCGAAAAAAGCCAAAGAUAUAUCUUGCCCAAAGAUACAUCCAAGAUAUAUCCAAUUGAUCUAUCGAUUAAUGAUAUCCCGCAGAAUGUACAACAAAACAUGUCGCAGCAGAAAUUGCCAAUAAAUCAAGGGAAUCCAAACAUGCCUCCUACAAUCAAUAUGAAACAAUCACACAUUACAUCAAAAAAUCCAAUUAACAGUACAACCGUAACAAACCAGUAUGUAAUAUCCAAAGAUACAUCUAUACAUCCAAUUAAUCUAUCGACUAACAAUACAUUGCAAAAUGUGCAAGAAAACGUGCUGAAUAAAGAAGGAGAGAUGGCAGAGUCACAAAAUACAAAUCGCAUGCAAAAGAAGGCACAAUCUAUGAAUCUGCAACAAGAUACGCAUCAAGAAAUUCUAAGCGCAUGCAACAAAUUGCAAAAUGUUGAUACUGUUUCGGAAAACACAAGGUCUUUUACACAAAGAUUGAGUGUCUUACAAAAUAUGAUGUCCACAAUAUCUCCAAAUAAAAAUGAUGCAGUGUUAUUUUUGUCCGCAAUUGAACGAAAAAAGCAAAGAAACAAAGUUACGUUCCCUAAUAAUCUGGCGAUUCUAACGGACAUUCAGAAAAUCCUAUUGCGUGAUCAAAUAAAAUCGUAUUUUAUCAUGUGGGACGAACUGAAACAAUUGCUUAGCAAGCAAGAAUUCGAACGAAUACAUAAUGAGAGAAUAAUACUGUUUUACUCGUACGUGAAUUUAGAUGAUUACAUAAAAAGCAUAAUAAACGAGUCACAGACGAUUAAAAAAUCCAUCGAAAAAAGUUUACAAGAUAAUACGUCACAAAACAAAUCAACAUUACAAGAGGAUACAAUACAAACAUCCGUAGACAAGUUAACGACUCUACUUAAUCAAGACAAUGAAAAUAGUUUAGAAUGUAAUAGGAUUUUAGAAAAGCAAUCAGAACAAAGUAUUGCUCCGAAUAUUUCAAAGAGUUCAAAAUCUACGGCGGUAAAGAGUAAUUUAGAAGCGUCAAAGAGUAAUUUAGAAGAGUCACCUUGUACGUCUGUGGUAACUAAGGAAUCCCUUCCAAAAGACACAAGAUUACAUAUCAAAGAACAAGAUAAUAUAUUAAAGAAGCAAUCCCAAAAAGAUUCAUUGAUUGAUACGGAAAAAGAACCUCGGAGUACAGAAACAUUGUCGCCAGAAGAGAAGUUGAUCACAGAAGUGUCUGCCAAGAAUUUGAAAACGCAAGAUAAUGUGAAAAUUAACGAGUCUCUGAAAGUGACAAGUUCAUAUGACCUCUCCCUUAAACAAAAUCUACUGUUUAAUUUAUUACAGGAUGUGUCAACUGAGAACACAAAAAAUCAAUCAGAAAUUACGACGAAUAAUAUAAAUAAGAGAUUUAGUAAUAUAGAAAUGGAAAGCGUACGCGAAACUUCUGACAUUGUAACAUUAAAUAGUAGCAAACAGAACGAUACGACAUCACGAGCUCAGUAUAACGUGGAAGACCAAAAUGAAAUAGUAUAUAAUAUCAAUAAUGAAACAUCCAAUAAAAAUUUACGAGAUGGAAUGCGUGAUAACAUGAAAGCGAAUAUUGAAAUAUUAAAUUCCACAAAGAUACAGUCUGAUUCAUUGAAUAUAUUGCAUAUUUCAGAAUCGUCCUCAUCAAACAACAUACAGGAAUCGAUAUCUCCGAGAAAAUAUCUCGGAAAGAAAUGUAAAUCUACCGAAAUAUCGGAGCCACAUAUCGCAGAUAAAGAACACGCCGAAGCAACAUCAGAAUUUUUCUUAAAUAUACAGCAACAAGAUCCUACAAAUGAACGAAGUAAUGAUUCUACUGAAACGUUUGAAAGUUUUGGGAAACUGUAUAUCGACGAAAGUGUGGAGAUGCAAACCCAGUGCGAUAAGAUGUCGUUUUUUGAAGAAGAUAACUUAAAAUUACAAGAUUCAAUAGAACUACUUGAUACGAUAAGCUGCGAUUCUACGAAAGUAACAUCAUUUUCUUUUCUCAAAAACACUGCUAAGGCAGAUUUAUCUGAUACAUAUCAAGAUUUCAAAAUUGAAGCACAAAACAUUGAGGAACUCAAUGAGGAACACCAGUCGUUACAAAUAGAGAAGAUGCAGCUACAGAAUGUAUCAUUGAAGUUUGAUGAUGAAUGCAAUGUGAGAGAAAGUGUGAUACAAUCGAUCAUAAAGAAACAUAAAGAUACGACAAAAGAAAAUAAUGAGCUAUUAAUAACAGAGGAGAUAGAGUUUCAAGAAAUGUCAUCAAAUCGUGAAGUUUCAAAAGACACAUUACAUGUCGAAGAGAGUAUGACAGAGUCGAUCUAUUUAAAAUAUCCUGAAGAUAUAGAAGAGAAAAAGAUGGAAAUAAACGCUCAAAAGCUUCCUGAAGAUAUAGAAGAGGAAACGAUGGAAAUAAACAUUCAAAAGCUUCCUGAAGAUAUAGAAGAGGAAAAGAUAGAGUUAAACGCACAAAAGCUUCCUGAAGACAUAGAAGAGGAAAUAGAUACUUACACUAUUAUUAAAAUGGACAACAAAAAUAGUGAGCAAUCACUAUUAAAAAUAGAGAAGAUCGGGUUUCAGAAAAUGUCUGUUUCAUCAAAAUUUAGAGAUCCGGAAGAUAUAUCAAGUAUCGAAGACAACUCGACAGAAUCGAUUUACUUUCAACUUCCUGAAGUUAUAGAAGAGGAAACGAUAAAUAUAGACACUCAAGAGCUUAAAUAUAUAAAAAAGAAGACGAAAAUAGAUACUCACAGUGGUAUUAAAGCAAUCAAUAAACAGCUCAAGCAUGUAUCCGAACAAAAAUAUAGAAAAUCGCAUACUCUUACACUUAAUUCUUUUCAAAGAGAUGAUUUUCUCGAUGUAGAUGAAAAAGAAGUUUCCGCCAAAACUGAUUUUCGUGAUGCCGAUGAUAUCGAAUAUAUUUCCCUGAAAAGCGAUGACUCCAAUAGCAUGCCGAGUAUCUUGAACAUUAGGAGUAUAUCACCAUCAUCAUUCGAGAAGAUGAAAAAUAUAAAUGCAUUUUUUGAAAAUAACUCAGAGUCGUUGACUAAAAAUGAUGAAAACUCAUUGGAUAUAAAUGACAAUUUGGGAAUUUCGGAUGAGAUAGACGAUAGGCUUUGUUUACGAUGCAAACGCAAAAGUAUGGUAUACUGUCAGGCUUGCUUGGAAGCUCAUUAUUGCUCCAAACGUUGUUCGUCUUUGCAUUGGAAUGCGGAACACUACAAGCAAUGCAAAGGUCGUAAUUCGAUUAUCUGUAUCGAUGAGUAGUAUAAAACUAUAUAUAUUUAUAUCUUAAAAUACUCCAUACAAUAAUCUUCUGCUAACAUG
Molecule: messenger RNA, 9670 nt
Organism: Trachymyrmex septentrionalis
Lineage: Eukaryota; Metazoa; Arthropoda; Insecta; Hymenoptera; Formicidae
Exons: 3
Coding region: 275-9610 (3111 amino acids)
Source: RefSeq, a predicted model, not a curated record